Penicillium crustosum is the source of this 1164-nucleotide messenger RNA. RefSeq lists its product as uncharacterized. The coding region runs from base 1 to 1164 and encodes 387 amino acids. NCBI's taxonomy places the organism in Eukaryota, Fungi, Ascomycota, Eurotiomycetes, Eurotiales, Aspergillaceae. The transcript has 2 exons. The record is from RefSeq and is a predicted model, not a curated record.
AUGCCGGUGAAGAAUCCGAGAAAGGCGAAGGUGCAGCCGAAAAGCCCGACACGUGGUGUGCGAAGCAAAAGACAACGUCGCAUGUUGUGCUCCUCGGAGACCCCUGAGAUUGGCGAUCAGGGCAAUAAUCGAGAUGUCCACCAAACCCAAAGUAUUGAUUUGGACACAAACGACACAACCCGAUCUCUUAAUUGGGCUCUGAUAGUUGCCAGCGUUGCUGAACAGCCAUAUCCUUCCCAAAUCCAACAAUACAAAGAAUGGAGAAGAGCUGGUUCAAAGCGCGAGGACUACUGCUGCAUCUGCCAUGAGUCUGAUCGUCUCGAGAAUUGUCAUACAUGCAAACUCGCAUUCCAUCGCGAGUGCUUACCCGCCGGCUGCGCACGUAAUUCAUAUGACCACCUUUUUUGCUUGAUAUGCGUCCGUCGAGGCUGGGACAAAGCACCUCCAGUGCUUACACCACCCGCUUCUCCUCAGCCUGCCCCCGCCCAAAUCCAUGAUCCUCCCAGCCAUGCAACCAAUGAGACCAACUCGAAUGCUUCGCCGAUUUCUCAUCUACUAGGUCCUACAUCAAGUCUAGAACUGCAACGAGGGGGAAUUCAGACCCAACCCGCUCUAGGAGAAUCGCAACCUAGUGCAGUUGACCGAGAUACAAGCCACGAUGUAACAUAUCCAGGGCCUGCUGGUCCGACCGCUACAGAGAGCCUCCAACCUACUGGACGUAAACGAAAAUCGCGCUAUGGGACGCUGCCCGGUGAUGCGGAUGCAUCGCUUGCUCUCCAGACCGCUACAGAUAGCCCUCAAGGCAAUCGACGUGGGCGGAAAUCGCGGUAUAGCACGCUACCAACUACUGUGGAUGCAUCGCUUUCUGUGAUUUAUCAGGAACUCGAAUCAAUCGCCAUGCUCCGAGCAGAGAUCGAGGAGCUACGUACCCAAAACACCCAAUACGCUCAAACCAUCAAAAUUCACGAACAAACUCAAGUGGCUCUGAGGAGAGACCUAAGCACUUUGCGAGAGAAUGCCACCAACUCUGAAAGUACCAACAAGGAAAUCAGUGAGCUACGAGAAAGAAAUUCAGCUCUAGAGGCCGAACUGCUGGUUUCAAGGGAGCAGACAGCUGCGGCAAAGGAGCUAAAGGAAAGACUUGCGCAGUUGCUCAACACCUAA